AUGGUAGCAGUCCCAGUUACCAGUUACGGCCGGGAGGUCCUACUCGUUCUCGAUAGUGGCAGUGUCCACAUCCUUAUACCUGAGGAUACUAUCGUUAGCCUCGGGGUCAAGCAUAGCAUACAAGCUCUAGAUCGGCCUUGUCUUAUCCAAGGUAUCGGUGCGACUGUUACCUUAACCUCCGAGAUCUCUCUGAAAUGUUCGAUCUUCGGAGCAGCUUGUAAGCUCGAGGGAUUGGUGUAUCCAAGGAAGCUCCUGGAUACAGAAUCUCCGAUGAUACUUCUUGGUUUGGGCUCUAUCCAGAAAAUGGGUCUAAACCUAGACUUCCCUACUCUUACCGUAUCUUUGAAGGCGUUGAACCUAUCUGGUCGGUUGGUGGAGGUGAACAAUGCUGCAAUGGCGGCAACUUCGAGGCCAGUCCCGAAGUCAUCUGAAGAAUCUACCUUGCGUAUCGGCGACUCGUCCGAGAAGGUAAAAAAACUCAUCGCCCAGCGGCUCAAGGGCUGGGACUUCCCGGUGGUCAAGGCAGUGAGGCGUGAAGGUGUGUGCAUACCUAAACCUGGUCGGUGA
Molecule: messenger RNA, 567 nt
Organism: Perkinsus marinus ATCC 50983
Lineage: Eukaryota; Perkinsozoa; Perkinsida; Perkinsidae
Exons: 1
Coding region: 1-567 (188 amino acids)
Source: RefSeq, a predicted model, not a curated record